GAUUUGACCCGCCACAACGUCUCUCUGGGAAAGAUGAUCGUUGAUGAGACUUAUCUCUUUCUCAACCGGAUACAAGAGAGAAGGUUCGACGAAGAAACUCUUCGGAUUCUCGAGUUGUCUCUGGUCGCAAUGAAUUUGAAAUCGUUUUCAGAGAUCAGAUCCCGAUUGAGAAAUUUCAUGAGAUCUGAAUCGGCUGCUAUAUUCGGUGAGCUCUCUGGAGAAUCGAUCGUUGCAAAGCUCUCCGUACUUGAAUUCUUCGCUCGUGCUUUUGCUCUCAUCGGUGAUUUGGAGAAUUGUUUGGCUAUAAGGUAUGAGGCGUUAAAUUUGAGGGAGCUCAAGUCUCCUAGCUGUUUGUGGUUAAGAGUUUCACAUUCAGAAUGGACCAAAUUUGCAGUCCAAUCUAUGGAAAAUGGAUUCCCCUCUAUUGCAGGAAAGGCCUAUGAAAAUGCGCUAUUGUGCCUUAAGAAGGAUAGUCGUAUUGAACCAAAUUCAGAGGAGUUUUCUGAAAUAUUAGAUGCUUCUGAGAACGCAAGGAGACUAAGGGAUUCAGCUGCCUCGUUAACAUCUUCACAUUCAGUUCAGGCACAAGGUGCAGAGUACUUGAGGAGCAAAGAAGUGAGGAUGCGAACCAGGCAGACUCACCACACUAAAAAUCCAUACUGCACAGGUAGCAAUUUGUUCAGAGAAGGAAUCAAGAAGCGCAACCAAAGAAGGUUGGAAGAUCUCCGUAGCAUUCAGAUGAUCCGAGAUACAGUACCAGAUUCACGUUGUGUUUGACGCAAUUGCUGCUACAACCGUUACUGCCCUUUUGCUACUUCAUGUUCAUUAAAAUUACAGGUCACAAGUAACAAGUGUUCCCGUAGAUACUUUGAAUACUAAUCCAAACCAGCAAUGGCAAAAUCAAGACAGCACUCAAUGUUGUUCCUAAAAAUUGGCAGUUUGGUCAAAACUCUUUGUUUACAUCAUUAUCUUUUUCCUCCUCUCCUGAAAUUUCUCUUCAACUGCAUCGCAGCAAGACGCUAUCGGAUUCUGAAAAGAGCAUGAAGAUUGAACUACUACGACACUACUCUAGGCUAGGAAGAUUGAUCUCGAGAAAUAGACUCUCCGUCGGGUUUGCUGAUGCUUAAGGUGUGACGUAUGUGUCUGUGCCUCCGAGACUAAUGGCUGUUUUUGUUUGGUGGCUGGGAAGGUAGUAUUUCAUCUGAACUUUGUCAUAUGAUUGCUUAAUGUACUCUCGGAUUUGCGUAUCUUGUUUUUGGAUGGGUUCGUGAUUUGACACAUUCGUUACGCUUUUGAUGGUUAUACGUUUGAAGAAAAUUAAGUUGUCUCAUA
Molecule: messenger RNA, 1332 nt
Organism: Capsella rubella
Lineage: Eukaryota; Viridiplantae; Streptophyta; Magnoliopsida; Brassicales; Brassicaceae
Exons: 8
Coding region: 34-777 (247 amino acids)
Biological process (GO): meiotic DNA double-strand break formation
Source: RefSeq, a predicted model, not a curated record